AUGUCUAAGGGUGACGUUAACCAGGCCGACAAGUCGGUGUUCGGCAUGCCCGGCUUCGUUGUCGACUUCAUGAUGGGUGGUGUCUCCGCCGCUGUCUCCAAGACCGCUGCUGCCCCCAUCGAGCGUAUCAAGCUCCUGAUCCAGAACCAGGAUGAGAUGCUCAAGGCCGGUCGUCUUGACCGCAAGUACAACGGCAUCGGUGACUGCUUCAAGCGUACCGCCGCCUCCGAGGGUGUCGUCUCCCUGUGGCGUGGUAACACCGCCAACGUCAUCCGUUACUUCCCCACCCAGGCCCUGAACUUCGCCUUCCGUGACACCUACAAGUCGAUGUUCUCCUACAAGAAGGAGCGUGAUGGCUACACCAAGUGGAUGAUGGGCAACCUGGCCUCCGGCGGUGCUGCUGGUGCCACCUCCCUGCUCUUCGUCUACUCCCUUGACUACGCCCGUACCCGUCUGGCCAACGACGCCAAGUCCGCCAAGGGUACCGGUGACCGUCAGUUCAACGGUCUGGUUGACGUCUACCGCAAGACCCUCGCCUCCGACGGUAUUGCCGGUCUCUACCGUGGCUUCGGUCCCUCCGUUCUCGGAAUCGUCGUCUACCGUGGUCUGUACUUCGGUAUGUACGACUCGAUCAAGCCCGUCCUCCUGGUCGGCCCUCUCGAGGGUAGCUUCCUUGCCUCGUUCCUGCUCGGCUGGACCGUCACCACCGGUGCCGGUGUUGCCUCGUACCCCCUGGACACCAUCCGUCGCCGUAUGAUGAUGACCUCUGGCGAGGCCGUCAAGUACAGCAGCUCCAUGGACGCUGCCCGCCAGAUCGUCGCCAAGGAGGGCACCAAGUCGCUCUUCAAGGGUGCCGGUGCCAACAUCCUGCGUGGUGUCGCCGGUGCUGGUGUCCUGUCCAUCUACGACCAGGUCCAGCUCCUGCUCUUCGGCAAGAAGUUCAAGUAG
Molecule: messenger RNA, 948 nt
Organism: Penicillium alfredii
Lineage: Eukaryota; Fungi; Ascomycota; Eurotiomycetes; Eurotiales; Aspergillaceae
Product: putative mitochondrial ADP,ATP carrier protein (Ant)
Exons: 5
Coding region: 1-948 (315 amino acids)
Biological process (GO): mitochondrial ADP transmembrane transport; mitochondrial ATP transmembrane transport
Cellular component (GO): mitochondrial inner membrane
Molecular function (GO): ATP:ADP antiporter activity
Source: RefSeq, a predicted model, not a curated record